AGCCGAAUGCGUAUGUCUUCUACUGGCGCUCCAUAUGCUGCCGUGCUUCCUAGUGAAGCUCCGCACUGGCACCUGCGGAGCAUGAGCUUGGACAAAGCUGGACAUGCAUAGCCAUGUUUCUUGUUCUAUCUACCUGCCAUCCUGUUCAAGUGUCUUCUACCGUGGAUCAAGCAUGAAUACUCUCGUUGUAAAGGAUUUGCGCCAGUCUCGCCCACAUUAUCCACUCGAGAUUUACGAAUGCAUAAUCGGCUUCGGGCCUGUUGAAGAUAUUAUCAACUGCACCAUGGUAUGCAAGGCGUGGUACCCUAGCAGUCGGUACCUGUCUCUUCAAACAGUCUACCUCCGGAGCCAGGAACAGACAUUCCGCCUGGCAAGCAUACUCCGCACCAAUCCGCAGCUGGGUCAAUCGUCCAGGAAGUCCACAUUAUUGAUCGACCCGCAGGUCUCGGUCAGCGUACUAUCCCCCACGCCUGUGCACCGGGACGUAUUUCUGCAUCUGUCGAGGUUCACCGAGGUCACCACACUCAGUCUAGAAAAGGUUGAGAUAUUCUCCCCAUCUACGCUGGCAGCCCUCAUCUGUGCCCUGCCCGCGGUCUCGGCUUUGAAAUGUACUCGGGUCUCAUUUCGCAGUCUCAGCUGGGGCCCCCUCCGGCGACCUCGUGGUACCCUGCUCCGUCUUGAUCUCAAUACCGAUGACCAUGCAGCAUCCGCAAGCCUUGAGUCGCAUCCAGAUGCCGAUGAACCUUGUGGCGCUAUCUUUUCCGAGCCCUUUGGCAGGUCUUGCAAACUCGGAUUUCCGUUCAUUGUUGGAUGCUUGUACUCAAACGUCUUGGCUCAACCCGAUCACCCUAAUCUUGGAUCAUCGAGGUGUAUCCCCAGAAGAAGCGACACCGCUCGUUGGCCAACAUCUGUCUCUUGCACAAGUCAAGAUACCCACGAGGCUUCACACGAGGAUAACAAUUGAUGCCGCCGACGUGGCGCGUUUCGACUUUGCCUGGCUC
This is a messenger RNA of Rhodofomes roseus, 1001 nucleotides long. RefSeq lists its product as uncharacterized. The coding region runs from base 104 to 964 and encodes 286 amino acids. The record is from RefSeq and is a predicted model, not a curated record. Lineage: Eukaryota; Fungi; Basidiomycota; Agaricomycetes; Polyporales; Fomitopsidaceae. The transcript is spliced from 5 exons.